AUGGAAACACUCCAGAGCGAGGACGGACAGCAUUUCGUACAGUCGCUUGCUCGCUUCAUCCGACAACAUGAAAAAGCCUUGGCCAACAGCCUGCAGCUCUCCGUACACAGGACGAACUCGUCCACCACGAGCACCUCUCCAACAACGACCAGUGUCUCUGGUCUGGCCUCCACAAAGUCUUCCACUCCGUCGGCCGCGUCAAGCUACCCGCUGGCGGCCCUCUCCAAUUCAUGGGUGUUCCUCAAAUUCCUCAAUGUCAAGGCUGCGCACCUUACCCUUACGCCGCAUCAUUUGUACUAUCUUUUGUCCCAGAUAGAAGAGCUGGAUAUUGAUGUCGGGCCCAUGAAUGUUCGCAUGGAGAGCAUUCAUGCCGAGCUCUCUCAAUCCAAUUACAUUUCCUUCCUUGGGCCCAAGAGCAGCAAGCCGCGAUCUGAUCGGGACUCCAUACAUUCCGUGUCCAGCAUGCGAAGCGUGAUGUCUAGCAUGACCACCUUCUGGUCAACCUUUGUUCGCUCUGCCGACUCAAAGAGCGAGAAGGCUAAGGCCCAAAUGGAGACCGAUCUAAAGUAUCUCUAUUCUGCCUUCACCAAGCUGCCCUCUCUACGACUUACCGCAGAUCACCGCACGCCGCUCAUCAAAGGAUAUGAAGAGUUUCCCUUUGAUACUGCUGUCCCUCUCUGGAGCUUCAAGAACAUUCAGCAGCUAGAUAUUGUUGACCUUGACUUCCGCUCAUUUCAAGGAUGGGACCGCCUGGCUGAACAACUCGUUAUGCUUACCGUCAAACGUGCGAACCUGGAUGAUCCGACUGAGUUGCUCACCGACAUUGUCUUGGAUGACGUUGAGAAGAAGCGCCGGCGAUCCACGAGGGGUGGCCAAGGCUCUCCGACCCCAACCGCUUCCUGGACAGUGCCAUCUACUCCUCGAGGGGAGUAUGCACGUUCUCACUCUGACCCUGGCUCGCCUGCAGAUGGCAGUCCCAAGCCUGAUGAGCAUGGCUUUCACAAAGACAGCAUUGCUUUAGCUGGGAGUGCGUCGCCCAAGCGUCCAAGUGCAGCUCGGCCUACUAGCGCAUAUCGGCAUGCUCGAGCACACUCUACGAAGAUCAAUCGGUCGGGCUCGGGCAGUUCCAAUUCGAGCGAGGCCUCGAUACAUCCGCAACGUGCAGACAGCAGCCCCAGUCUCUCGGGCUUGGGCAUCCUUCCCACAAAUAAAUGGCACCGGCUGAAAUAUCUCUCUUUGGCCGACAAUGGUCUCAUGCAUAUCACAGCCAAGAGUCUAUGUCCAGUAGCCGGGACUUUGAGGUCGUUGAAUUUAUCGAACAAUCUCUUCACAGAGAUACCCGAUGCUGUGGCCUCAUUGACACAGUUGGCUUCCUUAGACCUAUCGAAUUGCAUGAUAACAUCGCUGCAGUCGUUGACAAAAUGCCCACUUCCAGCAAUUAGCACUCUCGUGCUCAAGUCAAACCGUCUACAAACCUUGACAGGAAUCGAAAGACUUCUGUCCCUGGAACUAGUUGAUAUUCAAGAUAAUGCACUUACCGACCCGGAUGAGAUCAGGAGACUGACCAAUCUACCCAACUUGCGCAGCAUUUGGGUCAAGCAUAACCCGUUCUGCAGAAUUCACACCGGAUAUCGUGUGAAGAUACUCAACCUCUUCCGUGCAACGCCCGGCUAUGUGGAAGACAUCAUCAUUGAUAACAGCGGGCCGGGCUACGCGGAGAAGAAACAGCUUCUCGAUCGAGUGCCUGAGAAGGAGCACAAGAUGCCCACGGUGAGGAUAGCACCAACACCACGUGUGCUGCAAAGCGAGCCGGCCGAGCCCGGCGCCGCCGAGGCGCACGAAGUACCCCAGAUAUCGAAGCCGUCGACGAGGCGUAAGAAGCACAGUCGGCGCAACAUUGUGGACCUGGCGCACGAUGACACGCCAUGGCAACCACAUUCACCCAUUAUCGGCCGAUCUCGCCCGUCCAAUGACUCGAGACGGUCGACAGAUGGAAUCACUGCCGGCCGAACCGAGCGCAUUCCUGAAAGAAGCGUACAGAUAAUGCAGUCCAUGAAGAUGGAGCCCCAGCAAGAACGGCGUGCGGCGGCUGCCGCUGCCGCUGCCGCUGCAGUUGAAGAUGAAAUUGAGAUGAAUCCUGAUGAGACAUUGCAGGAUGAUGAGUUUCGCAAUCAGGCCGAGGCUCUGCGACGAGAACUCGGCAGUAACUGGCUGAGCGCACUGCCCGACCAACGAUGGCACGCCAGUCAUCAAGUGGAUCUUCAGCGCAUGCAGCAAAUACAGCAAAUGCAGGGCAUCGGUACCGUACCUGGUCUGCAUCGAGCAAACACGAUGGUAGCGACAAGUGGGAGGACACUAGGAUGA
Cyphellophora europaea CBS 101466 is the source of this 2364-nucleotide messenger RNA. RefSeq lists its product as uncharacterized. The record is from RefSeq and is a predicted model, not a curated record. Gene Ontology annotation, molecular function: protein kinase binding. Gene Ontology annotation, cellular component: cytoplasm. The transcript has a single exon. NCBI's taxonomy places the organism in Eukaryota, Fungi, Ascomycota, Eurotiomycetes, Chaetothyriales, Cyphellophoraceae. Bases 1 to 2364 code for a protein of 787 amino acids.